AUGGCGCUCUCUGCUUCGAUGCUUCGGCUGCUGUUCGUGGUCUUUGUCGCUUUGGGCAGCGUAACCUAUGGCUACUGUGCCAGCAUCAUCGCGACCACCCUCGGACAGCCGUCCUUCAUAUCCUACUUUGAACUGGACACACGAUCGAACGCGAGCGAUCUGAUUGGAGCCACCAAUGGACUCUUUCAGGUUGGAGGCCUCUUUGGGACGUUGUCCUGCAUGAAGUCUGCCGACUGGCUAGGUCGCCGGAAAGCGCUGUUUGUGGCGAGCAUCGUCACCACAAUCGGAGGAGCACUGCAGGCGGGCAGCGUGCAUAUCGGCAUGUAUAUUGUGGCCCGGUUGAUAACAGGCCUUGGUAUCGGAGCCCUCGUCACUCUUGUCCCCCUCUAUCAAAGUGAGGUCGCACCUCCGAAAAUUCGUGGUAUGCUGGUCGGAAUACAUGGAGUGAUGAUCUGCAUUGGUUACACUUCCGCAAGCUGGAUCGGCGUAGGCUUCUACUUUGUCCAGGCGGCCGGAGCUCAGUGGCGUAUCCCUCUCGCAGUCCAGGCGAUUUGGCCCGCACUACUAGCCAUGGGAGUCUUAUUCCUGCCAGAAUCACCUCGAUGGCUGCUAGACCGCGACCGCUUCGACGAAGCAUAUUUGUCGUUUAAAAGGGUCCGAGCUGAGACCUCGGACAGCUUCUUGAACGAUGAGGACGCCAUCCGCGCCGAUUUUGCUCUACUGCACUCUCAAAUUCUGCAAGAGAAGGAAGAACGGCUAUCAACUUUGGACUUGUUCAGGCUGCCGGGAUAUCGUAAAAGAGUAGGCAUCGGCUUCAUCAUGAUGGUAGGAGCCCAGGCCACUGGAACGCAGAUUAUCAACAACUAUGGACCUUUGCUGUAUGCGAAUCUCGGCUUCGACACCGUUAGGCAGCUCAUCAUUCAAGCUGGCUGGAUUUCGGUCUCUCCUUUUGGAAAUGGACUUAAUGCACUGAUUGUUGACAGGGUUGGCCGCGUCAAAAUGUUGAUAAUUGGGAUGUCAGGAUGUGUGCUGGCUCUCGUCGGCGAGGUCAUUACACUUUCUCAAUUCCAAGAGCACGGCGGGCAAGGUGCUGCCAGUGCCGCAGUCUUCUUUCUAUUCUUACACGUUGCAAUCUUCGCCAGCACCAUCGAUGCAACCUCUUACAUCUAUGCUUCGGAAAUAUUCCCGACACCAGUGAGAGCAAAGGGACUGUCCCUCUCCAUUUCUGGAUUGUUCCUCUCGGCAUUGGCCUUGCUGCAGGGUGCUCCCACCGGCUUUGCGAGUAUUGGAUGGAAAUAUUAUCUGGUGUGCAUUGGAGCUACCUCGGCUGUCAUCGUCGUGGUCUGGUGGAAAUUUCCAGAGGUAAUGUUUUCCAGUGUUUGGUUCAACCGGCUGCUUGUGGCGAGAGACUAA
Cladophialophora psammophila CBS 110553 is the source of this 1413-nucleotide messenger RNA. RefSeq lists its product as uncharacterized. Lineage: Eukaryota; Fungi; Ascomycota; Eurotiomycetes; Chaetothyriales; Herpotrichiellaceae. Gene Ontology annotation, biological process: transmembrane transport; carbohydrate transport. The record is from RefSeq and is a predicted model, not a curated record. Gene Ontology annotation, molecular function: carbohydrate:proton symporter activity. Gene Ontology annotation, cellular component: membrane. The transcript has 6 exons. Bases 1 to 1413 code for a protein of 470 amino acids.